Messenger RNA from Priapulus caudatus, 1140 nucleotides. Its product is annotated as allatostatin-A receptor-like. Bases 1 to 1140 code for a protein of 379 amino acids. Gene Ontology annotation, molecular function: G protein-coupled receptor activity. Gene Ontology annotation, biological process: G protein-coupled receptor signaling pathway. Gene Ontology annotation, cellular component: membrane. The transcript has a single exon. The record is from RefSeq and is a predicted model, not a curated record. Lineage: Eukaryota; Metazoa; Priapulida; Priapulimorpha; Priapulimorphida; Priapulidae.
AUGAACAACACGACGUCGCCAGCGCUGUGCGAGGACGGGAUCGUGGCCGACGGCACGAACAUCACGAACUGUAGCCAGCUGGAUGUUUACUAUGCCGACUACGCCGAGACGCUAAACGUCGAGCGAAUCGUCGGCAUCGUCGUGCCGACGCUGUUCAGCCUCAUCUUCACCGUCGGCCUCGUCGGCAACGUGCUCGUCAUCAUCGUCGUCUCCUGCACGCCGCAGAUGCGCAACACGACCAACGUGCUCAUCAUCUCGCUCGCCAUCUCCGACCUCAGCUUCAUUCUCGUCUGCGUGCCGUUCACGGCCACCGACUACGCGCUGCCGAUCUGGCCGUUCGGCAACGUCUGGUGCAAGAUCGUGCAGUACAUGAUCAACGUGUGCGCCUACGCGAGCGUCUACACGCUCGUGCUCAUGUCGCUCGACCGCUACCUCGCCGUCGUGCACGCCGUCGCCUCGAUGUCGAUACGAACGACGAAGAAUUCGUGGAUCGCCGUCGGCAUCCUCUGGUUCGUCAUCCUGCUGAUCAACACUCCAAAUCUGUUCAUCAACGAGUGGAAGGAGUACCCGUACCACGGCGAGACACGCAGCACGUGCACGCACAACUUCGUCGACAACUACCACGUCCGUAUCUUCUUCAGCUGCUUCACGGUUCUCGCUUACUUCGUCCCGCUCACCCUCAUAAGCGUCCUCUACGUGCGCAUGCUCGAUCGUCUCUGGCACGGAAUGGCAGGGGGCCGCAUGUCGCGCGAGAGUCUGCAGUCGAAGAAGCGCGUCACGCGCAUGGUCGUCGUCGUCGUCGUCAUCUUCGCGCUCUGCUGGCUGCCGAUACAGAUCAUCUUUGUGAUGACGAAGAUCUUUGAUGUGGGCCACAGCAAGACGCUGCUCGCCUUCCAGAUCGUCGGUCAGUGUCUCGCCUACACCAACAGCUGCGUCAAUCCGAUCCUCUACGCGUUCCUGUCCGACAAUUUCCGAAAGGGCUUCAAGAAGGUUCUCUGCUGCGGACGACAGAACAUGGGCCGGCUCCGCCGCGGCUACACGACGGACUUUGACCGCACCGACACGGCCGGAGCCAUCUCCGCACUGACCACUGUCCGAAACGGCAAGAACGAGAAAUUCGUGAACGACGACGUCGUGUGA